Molecule: messenger RNA, 4148 nt
Organism: Danaus plexippus (monarch butterfly)
Lineage: Eukaryota; Metazoa; Arthropoda; Insecta; Lepidoptera; Nymphalidae
Product: max-binding protein MNT-like
Exons: 11
Coding region: 240-1634 (464 amino acids)
Biological process (GO): regulation of transcription by RNA polymerase II
Molecular function (GO): RNA polymerase II cis-regulatory region sequence-specific DNA binding; protein dimerization activity; DNA-binding transcription factor activity, RNA polymerase II-specific
Source: RefSeq, a predicted model, not a curated record
GGUCGUUAUCACGGCGACCUCGAGGACGAGCCGAGACGCCGCGAGGUCGCCGCCACCUGCGCGCCUCUCGCCGUCCCCUCCCCACCCCUCUUCGUCCUCGUCCUCUGAUCUGUUCAUCGUCAGCUCGGUUUUCUUGCAACGGUCCGGCGUCGAGUCCCACGUGCGGAAUCGUUGAUAACGGUCGGAGUAUGAUAACGCGGACCGGUGUAGCGUAGAGGAGACUCGGGCCGGGACGGAGGAUGGGCGUACUCAUGGAGGCCGGGGAAGAGGAUUCGGUCGCCGGGGAGACGCGGAGGAGGCGGUCCGGACCGGGGCCGGCUCGCGGCCGGGUCGGAGAGGACAGGCUCGCGAGACCGCCUAAGAAGAAGUGGAUCGAGGAGUAUCUAGAGGAGGAGCCCGAGACGCCGUUGUCGUUGAGACUCACCGGGGUAUCCGUGAGGCCCUUGACGCCGCCUGCCCCCGCCCCCGCUCCCGUUGCCGCCGCUGCAGCCGCCCGCCCCGCACCACCGGCACCCCCCGCCCCCGCCGCCGCCGCGCCGCCCGCCCCGGCGCCCCCGGAGCCGGCAGCCGCCGCCCCCGCGCCCCUCGCCUUCCCGCCUCACCCGGCGCCCCUCGACUUCGUACAGGAACAUUCCAGGCCGCGACACACGAACGGUCACGGACCGCCGCAGAUCCCUUCCCCUCCGUCAGUGAGCAAUACCGCCGCCGGCGGGGGCGGGGGCGGGGGCGGGAGCAGUGUCCCUCGCGCCGGCACCAGGGAGGUCCACAACAAGCUCGAGAAGAACCGUCGAGCUCAUCUCAAAGAGUGUUUUGAGCUGCUGAAGAGACAGCUGCCGGCCGCCGGCGACGACAAGAAAACAUCCAACCUCUCCAUCCUGGGCUCGGCCAUCAGAUACAUACAGGUGCUGCGGCGGAAGGAGCGCGAAUGUGAGCACGAGAUGGAGAGGCUGGCGCGGGAGAAGAUCGCCGCCCAGCAACGACUGGCCGCGCUGAGGAGAGACGCCGCGGUCCGGGGGCGGCGGCUCGCGGCCCCGGACGAGGAGCUCGUGAACGGACAGUUGCUGGGGAUGCCACUGAACGCGGCGCCACCGCCCCCGCCCGCCGCCCCGGCCUCCUCGCGUGCUGAGUCUCCGCUGCGCUCCCUGAACCUGAGCACCAAACUGCGCCCGCUGCCCAUACAGAUCACACCGACCACCUCCGCACAAGUAAGUGUGGAGGAGCCUGGUGUUACGUCCACACUGAACAGUUUGGUGCGACCAGCUCAGAUACACCUGCCGCUGUCACAGGUGGUGGCGGGCGGAGGGCUGGUGGUAGGCCCCGCGUUGCAGUUACUGCCGGCCGGUCUACGUGUGCUGCAUAAUGGUGUAACAACGGAUAGCAAUAAAAUGACUAAGGAGAACGGCAUCGUGACGCGGCCACCGACAUCAUCAGAUGGUGUUCUGGUCAGCGGUCUCGGGCCGCUGGUGAUGUCACCGCCGCACACGCACACACACACGCACGUGUUGCACACGCACACGCUCACACACAAGGUGGUGGAAGGCGGAGUGCCAUUGGCCGUGAGCGCCCAGUACCUGUCCACUGCCAUCGUGAAGCCGGUGGUGGUGGUGUCCAGCCACGAGCCUCGCCGCACGUGACAGGAACACACAGACAGACAUACAUACAGAUAUACAUACAGAAGAUAUCACCCUAAGACUAUUUUAAUACAUUAUUAUAUUAAUGUUUCAAUGUCUAUCGCUGGAUAGUUUUUAAUGUAUUGUAAUAUAUUAUAUAUAUAUACUUAUGUAUGUAUACAUAUACGUAUGUAUGUAUAUAUAUAUGUAUAAAUAUAUAAAACUAAAUGUAAUUUCCAGUCAGUACGUUCAUUCAAUGCGAGUAUCGACCGACAUGUGUUAGUGUGUGUGUUUGUGUGUGUGAUUGCGAGCGUGUGUGUAUGCGAGUGUAUGUAUGUGUGUGUGUCUCAUUGUUACGGCUGUGCGUUAACUUGUUAGAUGGUUGUCGCGAACUUGUGUUCACUGCCUAAUGUAUGAAGCAAUAAUCGUGGUUCGGACAUUGUUGACGAGUGUCUAGCGUCCUAGUGUCUAGUGUCUAGUGUCUAGUGUCUUACUAAUGUCCAGUGAGUAACAACCGGCUGCCUAUAUUGUCCGAACAAACACACAUCACGACAAGACACUAGCGAGCAUAUAUAUACAAUACAAAUGGUAAUGUUAGUGUCGGAGUUAGAAGUGUAUGUUUGGUAAUAAGGUUAUCAAACCAUUGUCUGUUGUUCUUGAUCGGAGCGACUGGAACAGGGAGCAAAUAUUAUAUAUGAAUGUAGACUAUACCGCUGCUGAUGUAUACACGUCCUCUAGAACCAGCCCACACCCUGCCCACACCCGGCCUACACCCAGCCCACACCCAGCUCACACCCAGCUCCGUGUAAAGUACUCGUUAUGUACAGACAAACAGGAUAGAGUUUAUUUUUUUUAUAUACAUAUAUAUAUCUGUGAUGUGCGUGUUGUCAAUUCGUGAUGUAGGAUAUGCGAGGCGUGUGUGUGUGUGUGUGUGUGUGUGUGUGCGCGUGUGUGUGAGGCGUGAGACCGCCGUCGCCGACCGGUUCUGCACGAGCAUAUUAUUUUACGCAUAACUUUAGUUAAUUUUUAUUAAGCACAAGUGACAUGUUAACAUAUUUAUAUAUUUAUAGUGAUGUAUCAUAUAUGUACAUACAGCGGCGCUUUGAAUGGUGCCGAGACGGAGACGGAGACGGGGACACUUCAACCGAGACGAUCUUCCAAGCUGGAGGGACUCGUUACGCGAUGUUUAUUUUUAUGGAUAGUGAUUCAUUGCUUGUUGUUCGUUCGAAAGAUCACGAGUCGUAGCUUGUUUACUGACAGUUCCAAUACACAACGCUUCUUCUGCAUCAAUUCUUCUUCGCCUGGAUAUUCCGUCGGGCGUUCUCUUCUCUUGUCGAGGUGAACUUGUGUCGGUCCCCGUCUUUUUGUAAUGAGCGGUGAUAAGUUUUUGUAUUCGAAGGAAGGCUAGUGACAAUAAAUCGUAGAUUUACACUAGUGCUGGACACGCUAGUGCUUCUCCCGACUCGAUAUAUUGUUUGUGAGGACGGGGAAGAGAGGGAGAGCCGCUGUAUAGAUAUAUAUGAUAUAUGUAUGUAUGUGUAUGUAUAUAAGUAGAGCUUUAAUAUAAACGCCGGCGCGUGUCAGCCCGCGGGCCGUCCUACUAGUGUGCCUGUAACAUUCUUGUAAUACUUAUGACAAAUCAUUGAUAUAUCUGAAUACUGUUAUAUAAAUACAGAAAUGAAUUCAUUGUUGAGGGAUUUGCUAUUGUUAAGUUUGGUCAGCAGUCCAGCUCUAUGACGGACGAGCGACACGAACGAGUCCUUGUGUCGCGUGACGUCACGCCGGGUGACGUCACGUCACGCGAAGCAGAUGUAUGAACCGAGCCGUGCCAAUGUCUCGUACAGACCUGACUUGUUUGUAUAUUGUGAAAUUCGUUUAAAUGUAAUUAUAUUUUCCAAAUGAUGAGCUUACUAUCAGAGUUCACAUUAUUUUUAUAUUCGAAGGCACUCGAAUGCUUCACGUCGCCUUAUAAAGCCUUACAUGCAAUAAGAAACUAAGUCAAACGACGUUCUUUUUUAAGGAUAUAAAUUAAAUUAAUCAUGUUAUAUUGGUUUUGGAGAUGCUGUUUAUAAGUUUAUUGGAGUGAUAUUUUGUUGAUUGUAAUUAUUGAUGAGAACGUUGCGCUGAACCGCUCUCGCGCUCUCGAACCAUCUCGAACCAUCCGAGGGCAAAUCGAUCUAUUACAGUAUAUAUUGUAUUCCUUUACACCGUCUGUGGCGGCGACCGCUCCGACCGCUUCAUACGACAUACAACAAUAAUAACACUAUAUUAAACGUAUUAAUUUCAUAUUAUUUACACACACAGACAUCGUGGUCGGAACCGUCGACGCCACUUAAGACUAUUAGCUUGGAAGUAUUUGUCAGAUCGCCUAAUGAAUACUGUAGAAAUGAGAAUUGUAUAAAUAUUAUAAAUUUAAGAGAGAUAAAAAAAGUUAUUUUAAUUUUAUUAACAUUGCGAUGCGAAUGCUUAUUAUGUAAAUAUAAUAUCUUAGUGUAUAAAAUACUGAUAUAUUAGAAAUACAGGAAAAAUACAUAUUUA